GGUUGCCAGGCAACCGUGUCAACAAGCCCCAGGGAGUCAGGGCUCUGUUGGAGGCUCAGACCCUAGAAAGUGGAAAGGCCCAGGAUGCAGGCGCGGAAGGAGGCCGGGCGCAGGGGCCCGUGGGAGCGAGCGGGAAAGGGGUCCCGUGAGGAGCGAGCCAAGGGGCCGCCCGCGGCGGAGCCCCCCAAGCCGGGUUGGGCCGUGUCGCUGGAGGGGCUGGCGGCCAUGCGCCCCGCGCAGCGUCGUCGUCACAUGCUCUUCGGGGACCUGCUGGAGGACGUGGGCGCGGCCGCGUCCAUCUUCCCCCGCGAGUCAGUGGAGCUGGGGUACCGCAUGCCCGACCUGCGCGGCUGGACGCAGUCCCUCGAGCUGCCCGCGGCGCGCCAGGACCUGCUCCUCGGCGUCCUCAAGGCGGCCGAGGCCCGAGGACGGAUCCGGGCCCUGCGGCUGCGCUACAUCCGCAUGCGAGCGGAGGAGAUCGCGCUCCUCGUCCUGCAGCAGAAGUCCGCGCGCGCCGCCAUCCGGCUGGAGCUGUUCCUGCCGCCGCGGCUGAAGCCGACGCGCAUCCCCGACCCCCUGGACCGGCAAGAGAGGAGGCGCGUGGAGACCAUCCUGGAGGAGAAAGUUGAUGGCAGCAUCUUCCCCCGUUGACUGGGACCCCACAGUGUGCCAACGCGCCCCACCUUCCCACAUAAAGUUCUCAUUGUCCAAGCG
This is a messenger RNA of Mustela lutreola (European mink), 714 nucleotides long. RefSeq names its product LKAAEAR motif containing 1 (gene LKAAEAR1). The coding region runs from base 85 to 651 and encodes 188 amino acids. Lineage: Eukaryota; Metazoa; Chordata; Mammalia; Carnivora; Mustelidae. The transcript is spliced from 4 exons. The record is from RefSeq and is a predicted model, not a curated record.